Messenger RNA from Stylophora pistillata, 4242 nucleotides. RefSeq lists its product as uncharacterized. NCBI's taxonomy places the organism in Eukaryota, Metazoa, Cnidaria, Anthozoa, Scleractinia, Pocilloporidae. The record is from RefSeq and is a predicted model, not a curated record. Gene Ontology annotation, cellular component: plasma membrane; signaling receptor complex. Gene Ontology annotation, molecular function: protein binding; ATP binding; transmembrane receptor protein tyrosine kinase activity. Gene Ontology annotation, biological process: multicellular organism development; cell surface receptor protein tyrosine kinase signaling pathway; positive regulation of kinase activity.
CGUAAUCUCUCCUCACGUUGUUUGAUCUCCAGUCGUCUCGCAUUACACGGAUUUCUCGGUCAUACGACUUUCAAGCACGUUAUAUAUACAGAGCCACAUCGAAACCCUUCUGUUGAGGUAGCGUAGGUUUCGACAAUAUCAUAUGAUCGCGGUGUCAAUUUGACGUCAGGUUUUGCACUUAUAAAAACAACGAAAUGGCGAAACCCUGAUUGGUUAAAUUAGCCCGUAAAUAGACCAUCAUGCUCUCCAGGGAUUGCACGCUUCGUCACUGCAAAAAGAGAAAUUUUUCGGUGUAAUAAUUCGACAAAAUAGAAAACUCUUUAUCGACCAAAACUGUGUCGUCAACAUGGCUAGAAAUUUCCUCACUUUGCGUUUCAGUGAGUCUUGACUAGGUUUUGGUCCAAGGUGAGCGCAAGAGGAGCGCAAAAAGCAUUUGAGAAAUUAAAGAUCCCCGAAAUCUAAUUACGUAUGUAUGUUGUAAAUUUCUUGCAGGAAAACACCAGUUUUCAACUAGUUGGUCUUCACAAUGGUUUCCCCUACAUCUUCACGGUAGCAGCAGUAUCAUCGAUGACAGGUGAAGGAGAGAAAGCCAAACUCUUUUUCAACACCUCCGAACACAUCUCAAUGGCCACUUUGAAUGCAGACCGAUCGACAGAUCCUCCUGUUAGCAGUUUCAAAUACGCCGACACGGCUGCACCUACCCGUAAGGGCAACACGCCCUUCCCGUAUUUAGUGACAGCACUCGUGCUGAUAACUGUGCUUGCCUGCUUCUUUGGCGCCACCUAUCUAUACAUUAAGAGAAGGUACGGAAGCAUAUCUUCAGCUGUGCAGCAGAUGCAAGUUCAGUAAAUCAACGGCAGAGCUAUGUUGUCAUUUAAUGGGGAUACUUUUUCGGCCGAUCUCCCAAUCAUUGAGCCUGAUGAGUGGGAAGUAGAGUACAGCAGUGUUGCCUUUGGACAACAGAUUGGCGAAGGAGCUUUUGGAACAGUUUCCAAGGCAACUGUUAUCGGCUUGAUGGGUUUUCCCGCGCUUAAAGAAGUUGUUGCCGCCGUUAAGAAAUUAAAAGCAAAUGCAAACCUGGAAGACAAACGAAACUUUCUGACAGAGAUAUCAUUGAUGAAAAGUAUCGGCAAACAUCUGAAUAUUGUCAGCAUGCUGGGAUGUGUGACAAGUGGCGGUCCGCUGUGCCUUAUCACUGAGUACUGUCCGCACGGAGACCUCAGGAACUACCUGAGACUUAUUCGGGAUAAGAAAAAGAAUCCGCACUUUGUUUUGGCCAGCGACUUUGUGAGUCCACUGUUCAAAAGAAAAGCACUGCCAAGUCAUAAAGGAUCAAAAAGUCCAAGUCCAGUGAAAAAAAUCAAGCAAGCUUUCUCUGCGAGCUGCCUUCAGGUCCAAAAUAGUGACGAUGAAAAUCAGCCUGAAAACACCGAGGGAACAUUCAUUUCAAGCAACGAUUUAAAACCUCACGAGACGGACAGCAAUCACAGCCUGUUGUCUUCAGUCAGUUGUCUGUGCAACAAUGCAUGCCAUUGUGCUGUUCAGCAGGCGCAUAGAAAUGACUACGUAAACCGCCAACGCAGUUGGAGUCAUGAAUCAACUUCAUCCUCACCCAUGAACAACUUAAGAAUUCCACAAAGGAUCGGAACGUCAGUUCCUUCAACCCCCCUGAAUAUCUCCCCCUGUGCCACGCCAAUUCUUUCGGGAAGUACAAGUAAAUGCAGCUCAGUUCAGGAGGAGGGUUUCAUGCUUGAGGAGAAGAGAGAUGACAUCUGCAUCGUUGUGACAGACGCUGAUCCAAAUCUAAACCCCUGGGGUUAUUCAAGAAAAGUUUCCUCUGGGGAGAAGUGGAUGGCGAGUUUUAUACCAAUAACCGAGCAAGAGAAGAGUGAACACAACUCCGCACAGAAAAGGUCGUCUACUCAGAGUCCAUCUAAAAGCGAGGAGCGGUUGCGGAAUGAAAACAGAGGGAGAAGUCUUGAAGAAGACAGGAGGGAAGAGCUAACACAGAAUGUCCUUCUGUCAUUUGCAAGACAAAUUGCCGUCGGCAUGGAAUACUUGUCACAGAAGAAGUUCAUUCACCGCGAUCUUGCAGCACGCAAUAUUCUUGUCUGCGAUGAUAAUCUUGUUAAGAUAUCUGACUUUGGCUUGACCAGAGAUGUUUACGAGAGCUGUGAAUACCAGAAGGCCCAAACUGCUGGAAAACUGCCCAUCAAAUGGAUGGCGAUUGAAUCGCUCUUCGACAAUACUUAUACCACGAAAAGCGAUGUGUGGUCGUAUGGCAUUGUGCUCUGGGAAAUCAUAACUCUUGGUGGUUCUCCCUAUCCCGGUAUAUCAGGUCGAGAUAUUCAUAAGCUAAUCAAAAAUGGAUACAGAAUGGAUCGACCGGAGACGUGCAGUCAGGAGAUUUACCAAAUCAUGUUAUCUUGUUGGAGAGCCAAUCCAGAAGACAGGCCAAGCUUCACAGAUUUGAGAAACGAGCUGGAAAAACUGCUAGAAGAACAAGGGGACGAACAAUACAUCAGUGUCAACUGCGCCGAUUUUGAUGAUUACUGUGCUCUGGUGGGAAACCAAAGCAGCUCAAGCGACGAUGAAGAACUUGCCUUGCUCACAAGUGAUCAAAGUGCGGCGAUAUAGACGCACACCCCAUAUUUAUAAAAUGAGUCUCGCAUAACACUACUAUCAUUUGAAGUGAGCCCCGCCAUGAACCUAGUGGUGUAUUAAGAGGUCCUUUCCACACGAGGUUAGGGUGCUUUGGGGUUCAGUACUGGUGUUUAAAUCUACAGCAAAAGUAACCAGAAAGGCCAAUCAGAAUUAGGGUGAAAGGCCAAUAAGAUCACAAGUAUAACUUAGAGAGCUGGAGCUUUAUUUCAAAGGCAGAGACAACUGACAGCGAUCAAAUUACAAAUGAUUGAGUUUCGUAUCUGAUUGGUUGAAAGAAUGGCGAGAAUUUCCCAGACAAACCACAAAGCGAAGUAACUGAAAACCAUUGCGAUCCAGGAUUAUCCUCGAAACCUCCUCGAUACAGUAACUGUACAAAAUUGAACCAUACAAUACGUUCUAGCAAUGACGAUUUUGAAUUAAAGUAUUAAGACCAAGGAAAUGCUAGCGGAACUGUGAGUGCAAGAAACGGAGGAAAUUGUUGAUUUCUUGUGCAGUCUGUGCAGCUGAAGAUACUGUAUAGAGGAUAUUAACGUGCUACAUCUAUUUAAGGUUUUGACAACAAGUUUAAAAUUAAGUUGACAGCAAACGUUUUUACCGGAUAAACCCUUUACACUCUAAUAAGGAUGAGCGUCUAAUUUCUCCCAACAGCGUCUUCCCUGAAUCAAACAUUACUGCCGUGAGAAUACAGGAAAUGAUCUCAAAUUCGAGAAGGUCUUGAUUGUAAGAGAAAUUCUCCCUGUGUAAGCACCAUAGGAAAUGUAUAGAGAACGCUAUGGAGAACUUGCAUACUGAUGUUAGGUCGUAAACGGUUAGAGGAAAUGUGCCGUACAGAAAAUUUGGAAAUUCAGCUGUUGUUUUUGGUUUGUUUGAUUUUUACAGAAAAAGUGGCAAUACCGUGAUCGAGCGGUCUUUGUAGUAUCAUGUAAACCAUUUUUUGAAACUUAAAGUUGAGUUGACAGCGACAUUUUCUAAUUGAUAACUUACUUCUCUCUCACCACUCACCCUGUGAAUGAACACCUUAGCUCAAAGACUUAACUGUCAGGCCCGCUAAUUAUUGAUAUCUGAAGUCUUGUCAAAUUUGGCGUGCUAUAAAAAAAGUUUGAUUUGUUCUUUUUCUUAAAUUGUUGCUCUCAGAGAGUCUAAAUGGGGUUAUGGCUUUUAAUUUAGGGCGAACGGUUUAAAUUUUUGCCAUUUCACGGCUAAUGAUUAACUUCUUUCGGUCACGGUUAAAAGAUAAAUUUUUACGGUUAACUUUUCACUACAAGUAACGGUUGAAAUUUUCCAAUUUUAACGCCUAACUGUUAAAUUUUUUGCCGCGUAGUGGUUAACGCUUACUAACCUCAUGAAGACCUUCAGUGUAUGGCAGUGUGAUCAAAUUUGAUAUGUAAAUAGAUACAAUGUAAAAACAAAUACACCAGAGAUGUAAGAAAUAUCUUCCUGACGUCGUCUUCUCAGCUUUUACCAUAAAUCAAUGGGUGAAAAUUCGGGCCUUAACUUGCAGUAUGACCUUCGACUCGGCUGGUAAGAAUUAUAUGUGUAAUAUAUUAUAUGGCUGUGUCUCACAAGGACUGGGAACUA